Parathielavia appendiculata is the source of this 279-nucleotide messenger RNA. Its product is annotated as 60S ribosomal protein L43. The record is from RefSeq and is a predicted model, not a curated record. Gene Ontology annotation, cellular component: ribosome. Gene Ontology annotation, molecular function: structural constituent of ribosome. Bases 1 to 279 code for a protein of 92 amino acids. NCBI's taxonomy places the organism in Eukaryota, Fungi, Ascomycota, Sordariomycetes, Sordariales, Chaetomiaceae. Gene Ontology annotation, biological process: translation. The transcript has 7 exons.
AUGUCCAAGCGCACGAAGAAGGUCGGCAUCUCCGGCAAGUACGGCACAAGAUACGGUGCCUCGCUCCGUAAGCUGGUGAAGAAGCAGGAAGUUGCCCAGCACGCGCGGUACACUUGCACUUUCUGCGGCAAGAACACCGUCCGUCGGUCUGCCGUUGGCAUCUGGUCGUGCAAGUCGUGCAAGAAGACCAUGGCUGGUGGUGCUUACACAGUUGCGACCCCUGCUGCGGCUGCUAUGCGGUCAACCCUCCGCCGUCUCCGCGAGAUCACCGAGGUUUAA